GCAAGAGCCAUUUCAUUGGAUGGAAAAGCUUAUAGAAUCCAUAAUGUUUCCUCCAGCGCAUAUUAUGUCACUCUUUGGAACCAAUUGUUAAAUACUAUGACAUGUCUCUAGCAGUCAGGAAGAGGAGCUGGGAAGAACAUGUGACCCAAUGGAUGGGCUUACAUUCUGGAUCUCUUGAUUGUAAUGUAUUAUGCAGGCAUGGCAUAGUAGUUGACAACUUGCAAGCCAGAAUGGAAAAGAAUGAACUUUGGUGUGAAAGUCUGAAAGAAAAAAGUGCUUCUUUGCCAGACUGCUGUCAUGUUGGCGAGUUGGUAGUCUUCCCCUCAAAGCUCUUCAGCCGUGUUUCCAAAGAAUUAGAUGAAAAUGAAAAUCAUCAGGAAGAAGGAGAAUUUCUCUCGCUGGAAGCUAGCGUGGAAACUUUAGUCAAUGUUUCUGUUGGAAAUGAGGAUGGCAACGGUGGCAGCAAGAACACGGACCUCCCGUUGGAAAUCAUCAACUGCCAGUCUAUGCCUGUUGAAGAUAAAUUGUUGGCUGAAAAGAACAGUUCAGAGGAACCUUCAGUGAAGAUCAUCUCAAGAGUAGAAGCAAAGAAACAAUCUGAUCAUACCACUGAGCCAACUGAAAAAAGGAACACUUCUAAUUAUGAGAGAGCAAUGAAAAACAAUAGUGGAGAAGUUAUCGUACUUGGAUGCAACAACUCUAAUGAAAGUAAUGUCUCAAAAGAAAAAAACUGGGAACCUUCUGUGGAAAAAAGUAUAUCGCAGGAGCAGAUAGUUCGUGGAGCUACAGCCCUACAAUAUGAAAAAUUAGAUGUUCCUCGUGAGAAGAAUGACGAUAUUUUAUUUCAUGAUGAAGGUACACAGCAUUGUGGCAAUGAUGUGACUAUAAGCAAUUCCAAUAAUUCUCUUGCACACUCACCUGGUUCUCACAUCUGGUCAGAGGAUAAUAAUGUGGAUAUGCGUAAUGCUACAAAAGCUCAGAAUGAAUGGGUUCUGAAUGCACCCUUGGUGUCAGAAGAUUUACAGGAUAAAAUGAUCGCACACCAACCUACAGACUGUCAAGUCGUCCUGCGCAAAAAAAGGGAAGUCAGAGACCAAGAUCAGUCACGACUGGACUCCAUGGUGCUACUCAUUCUGAAACUGGAUCAGCUGGAUCAAGAUAUUGAAAAUGCUCUCAGCGAAAGCUCCUCGCCUUCCGGCACUUUGACACAACCACAAAAACCCAUCCUUGAUUCAGAAUCACUUCCUGGAGGCUCAGUCGACAUUAUUCCUUUAAAUAACCAGCAAAUGAACAUACCAUCACCUCUUCUACCUCCUCUUCUCUAUGGUGCAGAUAAAGCAUUUCCUAUUCCAAUGGCUGGUUCUGGAGCAAAACCAAAGACUAAGGCUGUGCCAGCUAUUACAGAAAAGGUGAAGGCUGAGAUUGAAGCGAAAGAAGCAUGCGAUUGGCUGCAAGCAGCGGGAUUCCCCCAGUACGUUCAGCUCUAUGAGGAUCUUAUUUUUCCCAUUGACAUCACUGCGGUGAAGAGAGAACAUGACUUUCUGGACAGAGACGCCAUUGAAGCUUUAUGCAGGGUUUUUGUACCAGAAUGGCAACUGAGUGAAGAUUCAGAUGAAGAUGAGCCUUGUGCUAUCAGUGGAAAGUGGAUGUUCCAGCGAGAGAGCAAGAGGUGGUCCAGACUGGAAGAAUUUAACAUUUUCCCUCCGAAGUUUGAUAUGAAUUCUACAUCCCCGGAAGUGGCUCAUCUUAGCAGUGCGACCAGUCAUGAGAGCAUGCUGAUGGAGCAGAGCGAACAUCAGGAGGUAGCUUCCAUCCACAGCAUGAGCAGCAACAACAGCCAGCCAACUACCUCCCAGAGCGAUGCAGUCGCCACCAGGACCAACUCGGUCAUUAGCAUCACCUCUUCGGGAAAGCUCGCGGCCAACGAGGGAAUCCUGGCCCCCACCAGAGAGUUGUCGAGUUUCGGUUGCGGUGUGAAAGCCAACGAGAAGAACACCAAAUCCAAAACCAGGAGCUUGUUGAAGAGGAUGGAAAGCCUGAAGAUCAAAGGCUCUCCUCACGGGAAAAGUAAAGCUCCUUCCAAGCUUGGCCUGAUAAUCAGCGGUCCGAUUCUGCAAGAAGGCAUGGGCGAAGAGAAACUGAAGCAACUUAACUGCGUGGAGAUCUCCACCCUCAACGGCAAUCACAUCAAUCUCCCGAUGGUUCGCAAGAGAAGUGUUUCCAACUCCACGCAGACCAGCAGUAGCAGCAGCCAGUCAGAAACAAGCAGUGCCGUGAGCACGCCCAGCCCCAUCACUAGGACGCGCAGCCUCGGCGCCUACAACAAGCGUGUGGGGAUGUACCUGGAAGGCUUUGAUCCUUUCAACCAGUCGACAUUUAAUGAUGUCAUGGAACAGAACUUUAAAAACAGGGAGAGCUUUGCCGAAGAUGCAGUCUUUUUCAUCCCCGAAGACCACAAACCCGGAACGUUUCCCAAAGCCCUCUCCAACGGUAAUUUUGCUCCACCAAAGAGCAGUUCGGUGAACUGGAGAACGGGAAGCUUCCAUGGACACGGACACCUUUCUCUCCGGCGCGAGAACAGUUCCGACAGCUCCAAGGAUAUGAGCCUAGGACGGAGGCGCAACUCCUCCAGCUCGGUGUGCAGCCGGCUCAGCAUUUAUGACAACGUGCCAGGUUCCAUAUUGUAUUCGAGCACAGGAAAUCUGGCGGAUCUGGAGAACGAGGACCUCUUUCCUGAGCUCGACGACAUCCUGUAUCACGUCAAAGGCAUGCAGAAAAUUGUGAACCAGUGGUCAGAGAAGUUUUCCGAUGAAGGGGACUCCGAUUCGGCUCUGGAUUCCAUUUCUCCAUGCCCUUCAUCUCCCAAGCAAAUCCUGCUGGAUGUGGACAAUGAUAGGACCGUGCCCAGUGAUCUAGACAGCACGGGAAAUUCAUUGAACGAAACAGAGGAGGCUGUAGGAAUCCAGGAGAGAAGGGAUUCUGGGGUGGGGGCAUCACUGACCCGCUCCAACAGACACAGAAUGAGGUGGCAUAGCUUCCAGAGUUCCCAUCGGCCCAGCUUAAGUUCAGUUGCCUUACAGAUCGACUGUCAAUCCGUUGCACAGAUGAACUUGCUGCAGAAGUAUUCCCUUCUGAAACUAACUGCACUCUUGGAGAAAUACACGCCUUCCAACAAGCAUGGUUUCAACUGGGCUGUGCCAAAAUUUAUGAAAAGGAUAAAAGUCCCAGAUUAUAAAGAUCGAAAUGUGUUUGGCGUUCCCCUAAUCGUUAAUGUCCAACGUACCGGGCAACCUCUUCCGCAGAGCAUUCAACAAGCUAUGAGAUACCUUCGUAACAACUGUUUGGAUCAGGUUGGCCUUUUCCGAAAAUCUGGAGUCAAGUCAAGAAUCCAGGCCUUACGUCAAAUGAAUGAGAAUGCAAUAGGCAAAGUGAAUUAUGAAGGCCAGUCUGCUUAUGAUGUGGCUGACAUGCUCAAACAGUAUUUCCGCAACCUGUCCGAACCUCUCAUGACCAACAAGCUUUCAGAGACAUUCUUACAGAUCUACCAGUAUGUGCCAAAAGACCAGCGCCUCCAGGCCAUCAAGGCAGCCAUUAUGCUCCUACCAGAUGAGAACCGAGAAGUCCUACAGAUUCUUCUGUAUUUUCUGAGUGACGUCACGGCUGCUGUGAAAGAAAACCAGAUGACGCCAACAAAUCUGGCGGUGUGUUUGGCACCUUCUCUUUUCCACUUGAACACCCUUAAAAGAGAAAAAUCUUCUCCGAGGGUAAUGCAGAGAAAACAAAGUCUGGGAAAACCAGAUCAGAAAGACCUAAAUGAGAAUUUGGCUGCAACUCAAGGCUUGGGACAUAUGAUCGCUGAGUGUAAGAAGCUUUUCCAGAUCCCGGAAGAAAUGAGCAAAUGUCGGAAUUCUUACACAGAACAAGAUCUUCGACCUCUCAGCUUUGAGGACUUGGGACAAACUAACAACUCGGAGUUUGCCAGUUAUCAUUCUUAUAUCCAGGAUUGUAUGGAUGAUUUUUUCAAGGAAAUAAAGGAUAAAUUUAAGGGCUGGGUCAGUUGUCCCACCCCGGAACCAGCAGAACUUGCCUAUAAAAAGGUUUGCGAAGGUCCACCUCUACGGCUAUGGAAAUCCGUGGUUGAAAUCCUUGCGACGCCUGAAGAAGUAUUAAACCGUAUCAUUAAAGAACAGCAUCUCUGGGAUGAAGAUCUUUUAGAUGCUAAAGUCAUUGAGACUUUGGAUAGCCAGACUGAUGUCUAUCAAUUUGUACAAAACAAUAUGGCUCCACACCCAGCAAGAGACUACGUCAUCCUCAGGACUUGGAGAACCAAUCUCUCUAAGGGAGCAUGCGCCCUCUUAAGUUUCUCAGUGGAACAUGACCGUGCGCCCGUCCUUGGUAUUAGAGUGAAUGUGCUGCUGUCCAGGUAUCUUAUUGAACCUUGUGGGAUAGGAAAAUCCAAACUCACCUAUAUGUGUCGAAUUGAUUUAAGGGGACACAAGCCUGACUGGUACACAAAGGCAUUUGGGCACUUGUGUGCAGCUGAGGUUGUGAGGAUUAGAGACUCUUUCCUUAAUCAAAAUCUUGAGGCUAAGGAAGCAACAUCCAGGUGAUGGAUCAAGUGGAACAACUCAGCCUAUCUGGAGACUUUCGGGGAAGGUUGAUUAUCCACCCUAGGAUGGAUCUGAUAUCCAUUAGGUCCUAAAGAGAAACUUUCUGGAAUGGGUCUGAGAUUGUCCAUCAAAAUUAGGUGACAAUCCCUUGCAUUUUUUUAAAGCUGCUUUUUCUGUCUGUGUUAGGCCUAUAGUGUAGGUCUUAACUGGAAAACUUUUGGAUGGUGCAACUUCUUUUUUUUAAAGGUAAGAUAUUAAUGUUUGCUUAGGAGCUGUGAAUUGCUUCUGAGAAGCAAAGCUCCAAGACUUAAAUAUAUUUCUGAAAUAUAGUGAAAAUUAUUCAUUCCUCUGUUAGGUUAGCUUUCUGUAUGUAUGUGUAUGUCGUUUGCUGAGGGACUGCUGCAACCACUGGAUUUGGUGUGUUCCUCGGUGGAUUUUCACGACAGUAAGUGUAGGAAGGUUUGCACGAAGGCAGAAGUGUGAAUGACUAGAGUAUGAAAAGCCCAAACGGUAGAAUCAGAGUGUCUGGUACACUUGGAAGGCAUUGGGAAGAAUUUAGCAGGUGGGAUCAGCCUAAGAAUCUGACUGAGAGGCCCAUUACAAACUUCAGCUCUUCAUUCCUCUGAGUUCUUAUUGCUCAUGUCCGUUAUCUAAAGAUUGACAAGUGUGGAGGCUACAUCAGCCAGGGCAAAGAUGGAUAAAAGGCCAGAUAUAUAUUUCAGGGUGUGUCUUUCAUAUGGCAAUAAUUUUGUAUCUGCUCCUAAGUUGGAAGGCCACGUGUUGGCCGUGCUCAGACUUUAUAUUAUUUGGAAUACUUUCUUAACGAUCUGUAAGGAGCAUCUCAAGAAAAUGUGAAUGAAGUGGCAGCUCCAGAAAGCCUGAAUGUCUUGGAAAGGACACUACAUCGAUCCUGAUAUAUAAGAUUCCAAGGAGAAGAGAUCAUCUGGGGUGUGGAAGGACACUUUGUACAGCACCUAAUCUUUAAAGAAAACUCUGUGUUUUCUUAGUGCAUUUGGUUGCAGCAGAAAUCAAAAGUCUCUUUGGGUUAACUUCCAUAUCAUGGUCCCCAAAUCACUUUUCCUACCACCUUUUAGUAUCCGUUCACAUGUUAGGAUACAAAUAGAAGCCUAAACCAACAUCUUUGUUUCAUUAACAUAGGAAUAAAAGCUUGUAGUUUGAGUACAGGGCCAAAACUGCUUUCCAUAGCUGAACAGGGCAACACUGAAAAAUAUCAUAACUGGAACAUUAUAAAGUUCUAAAGUGUUUCCGCAUAGCAGAUACUCCUAGGAGUUAAACAUAUUCAUAUAACCCAUUCCAUUAUAACCGCAUAACCUCAUUUAUCGACAAGAUUUGGAGGAAAAUAUCCCCCAAAAGUUAGAAGCAAUGUAAGUUGGGUAAAAACGAAUAUCUGUGCCACGAAAUUAUGUGACAUAAUGCAAAGAACUGCAGGUUAAAAGAAGCAUAUUAAAAUUAUCAAGAGUUCUAUUGUGAACUUUGUUGUAGACAUCCCAGAAGUAUAAGCUAGAGCAGAGCCGUGGUUGCAAUAAUAAAUGAAAAUAGGAAGAUACAUGUAGGAUGUUGCCAUUUUACCUGUCUAAAAACUGCAUAUUAACUGUCCAGUGUUUUUGGGGGAUGAAGGGGAGUCAAAUUAUUAUUUUGCAUGUAAUAUUUGUCAACACUUUCUGCAUAUCUUGAUGAGCAUUAUUAGUAAGGAAACUUUUUUAAAAAGCCUUUAGAGAAUGACACUGUUUCAGUGAUAGAUUUUACUGUAAAAACAACAAAGCACAGGGAAGAUAAAUACUGUCCUGGUUUCAGAAUAUAUGUACUUUAUUCCCAUGCAUUGGCUGAUAGGAAGAAUAGAAAAUCAUUGUAACCCAUGCUGUUAAAUAACAUUGCUGUUGUGUAAUUCGAGGCUAAAACCUGACCCAAAAGCAGGACUUCAUGUCUUGCUGUGAAUCUACCCCUUUCCAAAUCUGUUAUGGGCCCCACUAUUGAAAAAAAAUUACACUUUGAUUGACAGAUGCACGAUUCAGGUGUAAAUGCUAUGAAAUAAAACGAAAGGUGGUUUAUCUGUAUAUUUGGAAUAAAGUCAUUGUAUAGAUCCAUUGGAAUAACUAAAACCGGAGCCUUAUUGCUGUAAAUUACUGCCAGGAUGUAUGUUGUGCCCAAAGAUGAUGUGAAAUUGGCAGCUUUGUUCAUUCAGAAAAGACCUGUGCAAUUUCCACCUGGUCUUCUUUCCCGGCCUUGGGACUGUGGCAUAUGUAGAAGAAGCUCUUAGAUACCGUUGUCAGUAUUAUUAUUAUUAUUUUUCAUAGCGUGUUUUGAGAUGACUUUUCAGAAUAUUAGGAAGAGUUCUCCCUAAUUCUGCACCUGUACUAAUGCCACCUUGAGUUGUUUUGGCCCGUUUAUUUUCCCUCUGUGUUCAAUCUAUAAGCAGUGUUACGUCAAGAAAGGGUCUGUGUGGUAGGUGAGAAUUCUUCCUUGUAUCUGAUUUAGAAGACUGUGUCCUUCAUGAUCAUCCUCUUCUUGGGACAAAAAAACGCGGCUCUGCUCAAACCAAGAAAUGAUAUUUACAAGGGACACCAUCACCAGAAUUAAAAAUAGACUGGUACUGACUGUUUCAGGGAAACACGGAAGUGCAAUGUUCUAGCUGUUCUAGGUCGUUCGUAUCUUCCCGUUACAGGUAGUCCUUGACAACCUGGCAACUAUAUAAAUUGCAAGUGACAGGACCUGGGAGUCGUAUAGAAAAUCCUGCCGUCAUUAAGCAAAUCCAUUGUUCUCUGGGGUGCAUUCCACCACCCGCCCGCCCACCCCGAAAACUGGAAGUAAAUUCCUGUUUCCAGAAGAAGUGAUAAAUUACAGUCACGUGACUGCAGGACGCUGCAAACAGCCCGACUCCCCAAAAUGCGGUCACGUGACGGGAGCAGCCAUUGGAACUUCAGAACCGGGUCUUUCAGGGGGUGUCCAUGGUAACUUCAAAUAAUCGCUAAGCAACCAGUUGUAAGUUGAGGACCACCUGCAACUGCUUUCCAGUCAAGUUCUUUGAUCCGAUGCCCCUCCAUUGCCAUUUACAUCUGGAGGGCAACAGGCAGCCAUCUUAUUCCUAGCUAAAAACUCUGGCAUUCAUUCCACUGACAUCCUUGUAAAAUGUGUUGCCAGGUGAAGGUUUUAGGUAUUGUGCCAUUUACGGUUCUCAUCAACAGGUGAAUUGUGUAUUCUUUGUAUACUUUUUAUUUCUUUAAAUAUGUAAAAAAAAAAAGGAAAUGUAUGUUGUACAUACCAUUCUGAUGUAAACGUGUUCACACUUUAUUGUCCAGCAUAAAGCAUGGAGAUAAUUAUUUAAGAUAUACUUGUAUUUAUACCUCAGAUAUUCUUUGAAGGAGAGGCAGGGUGUUUGUAUCUCCAGUUUGGCUGUCCUUUCCUCCAGUGUAAAUAUGUCCUACACAACUGAAAAUAAAAGAUAAAAAAGAAGAAAAGGUUUAUAGCUUGCUAUUAUAUGCCCGUACAGAACAUAGUCAAUAAAUGCACUAUUAAGUGUU
Messenger RNA from Pseudonaja textilis, 8149 nucleotides. The record is from RefSeq and is a predicted model, not a curated record. Lineage: Eukaryota; Metazoa; Chordata; Lepidosauria; Squamata; Elapidae.